UUCUGCUAUUGUCAUUUGCGAGCUGAACGUGGAAACAUUGCUGCAAUGAUGAAAGCAACAACAUCCCACGUUACCACGGACAUUGUGCGCAAGAAAGAGGGAGAUGUGCCCCUUUCCAGCAGUCGCCUGUCAACGUGUGUCUUUUUAAUAUGGAAUGGCCAUCUACGGUCUAACCAGGAGGUCGCCUUAAUGGACGAAUGGCGCACGCGAAGCAAACGUCAAGAUCAUGGAGACGGGGAAGCCCAUGUGGCAGCGCUGCAAGGACCAAUAUUUCGCUUCCGAUCCUUUCUAGCCGAGCCAUUCCAUUGGAUAAACGAACUGCUACUGCCCUUAAUGCGCUUGGAUCAUCCUCGGAAUACUGAACUAUUGCCAGAUCAUUUGGCAUAUAUGAUAUAUCAAAUACCAAUCUAUACGAAAUAAAGUUCAUGUAAAUAUCAACAA
Messenger RNA from Drosophila takahashii, 441 nucleotides. NCBI's taxonomy places the organism in Eukaryota, Metazoa, Arthropoda, Insecta, Diptera, Drosophilidae. The record is from RefSeq and is a predicted model, not a curated record.